This is a messenger RNA of Capsella rubella, 2345 nucleotides long. RefSeq names its product indole-3-pyruvate monooxygenase YUCCA6. The coding region runs from base 642 to 1913 and encodes 423 amino acids. Gene Ontology annotation, molecular function: flavin adenine dinucleotide binding; N,N-dimethylaniline monooxygenase activity; NADP binding. The record is from RefSeq and is a predicted model, not a curated record. The transcript has 4 exons. NCBI's taxonomy places the organism in Eukaryota, Viridiplantae, Streptophyta, Magnoliopsida, Brassicales, Brassicaceae. Gene Ontology annotation, biological process: auxin biosynthetic process.
AUUACUACUCAUAUUAUAUAAAUAUACACAUAAUCAAUCACACAUGAGAGAUAGUCACAUCACAAACUAAUAACAAAUCUCUCUCUCUCUCCCUAUAAGUUUGAAUGGCGAUUUAAAGAAGACCCGUAGUUCUCUCUGAUCAUCCUCCUCCGACUUCUACUCUCAUCAAAACACAACACUCAACGCUUAUCUCUCAUCACAUCUCUUUACUCAUUCUUCUCAUUUGGAUAAGAUCUCUCUCCAUCUCUAUCUCUUUCUCCUCUUUUCUAGCAGAUUCAAUCCGAACCCUAACCUCUUUGAUACCAAUAUUUUGAGAAUAUUUCCUUACUUUAAACUACAAAAAAAAGAAAAAAAAAAGAUUUUACCAAUCUCUCUCUUUAUAAUAACUUAUACAUAUGCCAUCAAUGUCAAAUUGUUCUAUCUGUCCUUUGCUCUUAACUACUCUCACCACCACCACCACUACUUCUUCUUUACUACAAACCCUUCUCGUAUUCUCUUAAUCAAUACGUACUUAUUUAUUACACAUUACAAAACACAAACCCAAGUCUCUCUAUCUCUAUCUCUAUCUCUAUCUCUAUCUCUAUAUAUAAAAGCCAAAGAGAGAAAAGAGAGAACACAAAGAGAGAAGUUAUAUUAUUUUGAUGGAUUUUUGUUGGAUGAGAGAGAUAGAAGGCAAACUAGCACAUGAUUACUUGUCUAGCCACCACCACCGAGGCAUGACGUCACCACGUCGUAUCUGCGUCGUCACCGGACCGGUGAUCGUAGGCGCCGGACCGUCGGGUUUAGCCACGGUCGCAUGUUUAAAAGAGAGAGGGAUCACGUCAGUGCUACUCGAGAGAUCAAACUGUAUAGCUUCUUUAUGGCAGCUCAAGACAUACGACCGUCUUCAUCUCCACCUCCCUAAACAAUUCUGUGAACUUCCGAUAAUACCCUUUCCCGCCGACUUCCCAACCUACCCGACGAAGCAACAGUUCAUUGAGUACCUUGAGGACUACGCUCGGAGGUUUGAUAUAAAGCCUGAGUUUAACCAGACCGUUGAGUCGGCUGAGUUUGAUAAGAACCUUGGUAUGUGGCGCGUGACCACCGUGGGAGAUGAAGGCACGACGGAGUAUGUUUGCCGGUGGUUAGUAGCGGCGACGGGGGAGAAUGCGGAGCCGGUUGUGCCGAGGUUUGAAGGGAUGGAUAAGUUUGCAGCCACCGGGGUGGUUAAGCACACAAGUCAUUACAAGACCGGUGGAGAUUUCGCCGGAAAAAAGGUUCUUGUCGUCGGAUGUGGUAACUCCGGUAUGGAGGUUUGUUUGGAUCUAUGCAACUUCGGUGCUCAGCCUUCUCUCGUUGUCAGAGACGCUGUGCACGUCCUACCACGAGAGAUGUUGGGUACUUCGACUUUUGGGCUGUCCAUGUUCUUACUCAAAUGGCUGCCCAUCCGGCUCGUUGACCGUUUCCUCUUGGUUGUUUCUCGGUUCAUCCUCGGGGACACCACCUUGUUAGGUCUUAACCGGCCUCGGUUAGGUCCGCUCGAGCUCAAAAACAUCUCCGGCAAAACUCCGGUCCUCGACGUCGGCACACUCGCCAAAAUCAAAACAGGAGAUAUCAAGGUUUGUUCGGGGAUAAGAAGGUUAAAACGACAUGAAGUUGAGUUCGAUGACGGUAAAACUGAGAGAUUUGACGCCAUAAUAUUGGCAACUGGCUACAAAAGCAACGUACCCUCUUGGCUAAAGGAGAAUAAAAUGUUUAGUAAGAAAGAUGGAUUUCCAAUACAAGAGUUCCCAGAGGGAUGGAGAGGAGAAUGUGGGCUAUACGCGGUCGGGUUCACGAAACGUGGGAUAUCUGGAGCAUCAAUGGAUGCAAAGAGAAUAGCUGAAGACAUAGACAAGUGUUGGAAACAAGACGAGCAAGUCAAGAAAAUAUGAUCAAAAAACCUAUAGAGAGACUAGCUAUAAGCUUAGAGGAGUUGAAAGAUUUAAGAGGGUUUUCUAAUUCAAGAAAACAUAAACAUGCCAAAGGCGGGUAGCGAUCGGGAACUUGAUGGAUUGGUUUCAAAAGGAGAGAGUUGGGAAGGGAUGGGAGAGGAGGUGAUGUAAAUUAAAGACUUAUCUCAGCCAGCUGCAAUGCAAAUUGGGGAAAAGAAAGAAUGAAAAGGAAAUGUAGUGAGAGUGAUUGUGGUGGGAAUUGAUGAUCAUCUCUUGCCCAAAGGAGUGAGAGGAGGGGACCCCUUCUUCUCUUUGCAUGCUUAUAACCCACUUUGUAAAUCUUUCUAUGUUUCUAAUUGCUUCUCUUCUUUUUUUUUUGUUUCUUUUUUGGUUUUAGUUUUUCCAUAGUUAGGUAUGCUCUUUGUUUUUCUA